GCAUACCGAGCAGUUCGCCAUAUCCUUUCUGGUUCAAAAUGUUCAAGCUAUCCUUUGCCUUGUUGGCCCUGGCGGGCGCUACAAUCGCGUACGAACAUCACGGUUUCGUCAGCGAAGUCAAGCACAUCCCGUACAAGUACUUCGGCGGUGGCGGUAUCGGCGGUGGACAGGGUGGAUUUGAAGGUGGCAUCGGAGGCGGUAUUGGAGGCGGUAUUGGAGGUGGAAUUGGUGGAGGUUUCGAGGGCGGUUACGAGGGCAAGGACUACUAUGCCUACCCGAAGUACAAGUUCGAGUACGGAGUUAAGGACUAUCACACCGGUGAUCACAAGAGCCAGUGGGAAGUUCGGGACGGUGAUGUCGUGAAGGGAGAGUACACUCUGGAUGAACCGGACGGUUCCACCCGCAUCGUGAAGUACCACGCCGAUAGCAAGAACGGAUUUGAGGCUGUCGUCAAGAACAUUGGCAAGGGAGGUCUGCAGCAGGAGGGUGGUUCGAUUGGUGGAGGACAGGGAGGAAUCGGUGGUGGUUAUGGAGGAUACGGCUACAGCUACAGCAAGCUGAAGAAGUUCAACUAAGCUACAGCUCGUGAUCAACUGUCAGCGAAGUAUUAACGAAACAAUGGAUGUACAGAUGUUGAAUGUAAACAAACUGCAAAUUAAAUAAUACAGUUUCUAUGAAAUUGAAAC
This is a messenger RNA of Anopheles maculipalpis, 686 nucleotides long. RefSeq names its product cuticle protein 19-like. Bases 39 to 575 code for a protein of 178 amino acids. Lineage: Eukaryota; Metazoa; Arthropoda; Insecta; Diptera; Culicidae. The record is from RefSeq and is a predicted model, not a curated record. The transcript is spliced from 2 exons. Gene Ontology annotation, cellular component: extracellular matrix.